Messenger RNA from Verruconis gallopava, 558 nucleotides. RefSeq lists its product as uncharacterized. The record is from RefSeq and is a predicted model, not a curated record. Bases 1 to 558 code for a protein of 185 amino acids. Gene Ontology annotation, molecular function: DNA-binding transcription activator activity, RNA polymerase II-specific; RNA polymerase II transcription regulatory region sequence-specific DNA binding. The transcript is spliced from 2 exons. Gene Ontology annotation, biological process: regulation of transcription by RNA polymerase II. NCBI's taxonomy places the organism in Eukaryota, Fungi, Ascomycota, Dothideomycetes, Venturiales, Sympoventuriaceae. Gene Ontology annotation, cellular component: nucleus.
AUGGACACUCGUCUUUGGCAUUUGCCGUCUGCGUUUUUUGUCCGAUUUGAUCCAGUUGCAAUGACUCUCACUGUUGCUCCCGACCAGCAAGUCCCACAUCCACCGCUAACAGACAGCUCGUUGAGUUUUCUACCUCUGUUCCCUUCAAGUCAGGACAUAGAACAGCAGGAUGCGUUGUCUCACACGGAGCUGUACAACUAUCCUCCUCCGUCCCACAUUCCGUACGCGGAGAGUACAGCAUCCGCUGCAUCUUACAAUCUGAGUCCAGCCGAAGACGAAUCGUCACCGAAGCCCGCCCUUGAUGAGGAGAAACGACGGCGUAAUCUUGCAGCGAGCGCCAGGUUCAGACAAAAGAAGAAGUUGCAUGAGCAACGUUUAGAGCAGCAUACCAAGGAGCUUCGUGAUAAAGCCAACAAACUUGAAGAGAGAGUUGCUCACUUAGAAAAGGAAAAUGCUUUUUUGAAGGCUCUGUUGACUGACAAGGAGAUAGACAAUAGCUUGCAAGGUCGAAAAACAUUUUAUGAAUAUGCUACUCUAAUUGCUGAGGGCGAGUUGUAG